Molecule: messenger RNA, 1818 nt
Organism: Thermochaetoides thermophila DSM 1495
Lineage: Eukaryota; Fungi; Ascomycota; Sordariomycetes; Sordariales; Chaetomiaceae
Product: putative efflux pump protein
Exons: 6
Coding region: 1-1818 (605 amino acids)
Biological process (GO): transmembrane transport
Cellular component (GO): membrane
Molecular function (GO): transmembrane transporter activity
Source: RefSeq, a predicted model, not a curated record
AUGGAAGCACACAAACGACCCGGGGAUCAUUCCACCGUGCUGCCGCCGAUAACGCCGACAUCGCAAUCACCUGAACACCUCGAAUCACCUGGGAAACUCAACCACGCCAUCGUCAUCGCAAUGCCGGAGAAGAGAAAUUGCGGCGGCGCUGCCGCUUCCAGCAGAGAGGAGGAUCAACUGCCAAUGAAAGAAACCUUCCGUCGUUGGACGGCCUUGACGGCCCUGGCAUUUAUGUGGACAAGUGCCCAGGCCCCGUUGUAUCUUUUCGGCGGUGCUCCGGUUUACAUCUACCGUGAGCUCGGUGGCACUACUUAUUGGGUCUGGUUCAUCGCUGCCUACCUUCUAGCUGCUGCCGCGAUCUCUCCCUUUGUCGGCGCCCUUUCGGAUCUCUUUGGUCGCCGUUAUGUUGCGAUUAUUGGCAACUCUGUGGUCAUUGUCGGUCAGAUCAUCUGUGGUACUGCCAAUGGCAUGGACAUGUUUAUUGCCGGGAUGACGGUCACCGGCGUUGGCGCAGGCAUCAACGAACUUACUGCACUUGCCGGGACGGCUGAGUUGGUACCAGUUUCGCAGAGAGGGUACUAUGUCGCUGGGAUGAUCUUGACCAUCCUCCCUUUCCUGCCAUGUGCCAUGUAUGCACAACUGAUUUCGGCCUACUCGGACUGGCGGUACAUUGCGUUGGUCACAUCACUUUGGACAUUUAUCGGUCUGAUUUUAACAAUCGCGUUCUAUUUUCCUCCUGGACGCUUCAAAUUCCAGGGAACAGGGGAGAAGAUAACCUUUCUGAAAAGGAUGGACCUACUUGGCGGUGGUUUGUCUAUUGCAGGCCUGUCGCUCUUCGAGGCUGGUAUCUUGGGAGCCGGCUAUCAGUUCCCUUGGGCGAGUGCCCAAGCGCUUGUUCCCAUCAUUAUUGGUGGUCUCUGCUUGGUUGCUUUUGCCUCCUGGGAACACUGGGCUGCUUCGAAUCCCAUUAUCCCCCGCCAGCCGAGCAAAGCUCCACGAACCUUGGCCCUGACUAUGAUCAUCAUCUUUAUCUCUGGUGCCAACUUCUUUUCGGUCUUGAUGCUCUGGCCCGGUGAGGCCUAUAAUGUUUACGGUCACAACCCUGUUGGAGUUGGUGUCCGCGGCAUGCCCUUUGCCUUUGGCACAUUCACCGGCUGUUUUAUCUCCCUCAUCUUCAUUUCCUGGUUCCGUGGCCAUGUUAAGUGGCUCGUCUUUAUCUCUUCGGUACUUAUGACAGUUGGCUGUGGAUGCCUUUCCCUGGCAAGGGUCGACAACAUCCACGCCGUCUAUGGCAUUCUUUUUAUUGCGGGCCUGGGAGUUGGCGGCAUUACUGUUCCGGUAUCAACCAUUGCCACAAUUGUCUGCAAGGGAGAGUACAUCGCAACGAUCACAGCGCUCACAUUUACGGUUCGUAUCGUUGGAGGGGCUGUUGGAUAUACAGUGUACUACAACGUCUUUGCCCACAAGCUUGUCUCGGAACUCAAAGAAGUUCUUGGGAUGGAGUGUGUCCGGCUGGGUAUCACCAACCCCACACUUAUUGCCCAGGUGAUUAACCUGACAGCUGCCUCUCUGGUCAAAGAGAUUCGGUAUCUACCUGGUGUUAAUGAGAAUACCUGGGCCCAGCUUGUUCUUGCUGGCCAAACGGCAUUCUCAAAUGCCUAUCCCUGGGCAUACUACUGCAGCGUGGGUUUUGGCGCAGUCUCAGUCCUGGCCAGCCUCUUCUUGGAGGAUCUCACAGAGAUGAUGGAUGACUCUGUGGUUGCCAUGCAGUGGGCCAAUGAAAACAGGGAAUCUAACCAGCAGGAGAGCUCCUCCUAA